Molecule: messenger RNA, 2760 nt
Organism: Schistocerca piceifrons (Central American locust)
Lineage: Eukaryota; Metazoa; Arthropoda; Insecta; Orthoptera; Acrididae
Product: pinin-like
Exons: 3
Coding region: 600-1850 (416 amino acids)
Source: RefSeq, a predicted model, not a curated record
UCGUAGCAAGAGGAUCGGUGGUUGCUCUCCUCGUUUCCUUCUGUGCAUCGCAACAGUUAUGUUUCCUAGUCGAGGGGUAAUAAUAAUUCUCCGCCAAGAGUGCGCUUUCCCGCCUCCGCAACAGAGCUUUACCUGUUAGAUUUUCUCGAUUAUACACGCACAAUAACUUUCCUCGCAGCGCACGACAGAAUACGAAGAGUAAGCAUUGAUUGUGCGCUACUUCGCGAGAGCAAUUUGACGUCGUUUCAUAUCGUUUACUGGCGUGCUACAAGUUAUAAAAGAGCUGUAAUCGUGUUGAUUUUGAGACAUGUACGUAUUGUUGAAAAGUUAGGGAAGUGAUUGAUUACUUCCUGGCGUUUGCAUCGACCGUCUGAUACAAACAACCAGCUCUCUUGCGAAUACCGAUUGUUGGCUGCGAGUGUAGUGUUUGCUAUUGCGUCAAACCAUAUAUAGUUUAUGGCAGCUAUCGUGACUAUGAAAUCACAGCGAAUCGCUCCGGCGGUAGGAAGGGAUCUUCUGAAUCCAGCUUUGAGAAACUACCCCUUAAAGCGGAAUAUUUGGCACAUCUUGUUGUUUGUCACCCGAUUUGUGCAAUAGUGAUGGCGGCUAAAAAUGCUUUAGACAAAAGACGGUGCAACUCUUCAGAAGAUGAAACGCAGUACUCAUCUCGGGAUUACGGGGACAACAAUGAUGGGGAUAAUACUCUGCUGGCCGUGGACUCGCAUUCCGUCUCUUCCUCUUCUUCAGAGGAAUAUGGUGGCUAUGUCAAUAAUGGUCUGCAAUCGGACGAAGACAGUGAAACCGGGAUCAUGGACGUCAGCCAAAUAGUGGAGACAGUUCUGAGACAGCCGGUUUCGCCCGCUCUCCGCAUAAGCGAAUCUUCCGACGUGCACGUGGGGCCCAGUCUUACCUACAAUGGGCCUGUUACCAUCAACGUUACCGUACAGCCGCAGUCGGAACAUCAGGCAACACCGCCACAGUCUGACCCUCAGCUAGAGUGUCAACUGGAGCUUCGGAAUCAGAUCCAACCUCAGCUUCAAACCGAACACCCGCCCGAGCAACAACCGAUCUCUCACGCUCAGAUCCAGUCUCAAACUCAGAUUCAACAUCCUCCACAGCAACAACCGCUUCAAACUCAGAACGAGAUUCGAGAACCUCCUCGGCAACAGCCACUGUCUCAGACGCUGGACGAACCUUUGCCACAUACGCAACAACCCCGUUUGCAACAACCACAGACCAUGGUGCAGAGGAAUCUCCAGACGUAUGGACAAGAUUUCAGGACUGUGAAGCCAUCUGGGUGUCAGCUGAUAGCGGCGGAGCUGGCUCGGAAGGGUCAGUUGACUGGGCUGAUCAGAGACGUGGGAGCCGACGUCGUGCAGUCCUGCUGCGAGCGCAACAUCGUCUUCAUCGUGCUGCUCGUCGUGCUCGUCACGGUCUGCGGAAUCUCCUUGAGCCUGGUGGUCGGGUACAGGCGCAACGCGUCACCAAGCAGACCCAGUGUCGAUACUACGGUAAAAGGUACAUCGCCGAACGAGCUAAAUACGGAGAACCCACAAAACAUUACGGUUGCUGUGGGCCAAGAGACAGGAUCUACAACUACAACGGAGAAACAAAUUUCGGAUAAAUCUACAAUUGCAACAGAGAAAACAAAUUCUGGACAAACCUACAACUACAACAGUCAAACAAAUUUCGUAAAAACGACUUCAGUCAAACAUACAACUACAACGGAGACUCAAAUUUCGGGAUCCUGUCAACAUUUUCGGGAGCGAAACAUGUGGGAGAACAUAUGUUACGUUUACACCAUAUGUGACAACGUUGUGGUGGAUUAUAAUCCUGUACCAUGUGUAUAGGAAGAUCCCAAUAGCAAUGUGAAGGUUUGAAUAAAAACGUAACAAACAAAAAAAUACUGGAUUCGUCAAGUGGUCUCUGUGAUAUUUUGCUAACAACAAGACACUACAUUAAUUCUAGCUGUCACCAAGUAAAUGCAUGUGGGAAUAAUUUACGCAGCUGAUGAUUACAGUGAGAGUGGAUAUCAUCUUUAUGCUGUGCUUACCUAACAUCCUUCAAGGGGAGGCAAGUCUUAAUUGAAAUGUCCCUGGAGUCGUCAGUAUGCCUGUAAGGGUACUCCAACAGAUCAAGAAGCAUUUGUAAUUUCUGAAGAAAAUUCAGUCAUCCUUCACCACCAGGAAACAAACCAUCCUAGUCAGCAGCUUAACAAAUCCCACAGCCGCAUUGCAAACGCCAAUUUUACCAAGAAAUAUAAUGUCAUUAAGCAUAUGAAAGUAGUCACGGAAAUCUAUUCCAUGAGUUGACAUUUAGUGCGUUCAACUUUUGUGGUACUGUACAAUUCUUUCUUGAUGUUUUCCUAUUAUUCUUUCCGAAGAAUAUCUCCGAAGGACCAUCACGACUUAAUACCUGUUACUUUUCUUCUGUUUUAUCAUUGAAAAUGUGUCGGCUGAACCUUACAUAAUCAUAUAAUUACCUUAUAUGUUUUUUUAAAAUUCCUGAAAGACAUUUAUUGAUGUAUGUUUAAUAAUGAAAUACAAUAAUUAAUUUUUAUGGUGUUUAACGGCCGUAUCAAAGAGAUAGGUGUUAAGCGUUACAGCUUUUUCCGAGGAUAUUACAAAUGCAUACCUGAGGUUUUCCUUCUUGUACUUUAGUAAGCUUUCUGUCACAGCUGCAUGAGUCACCAAUACAAUCCAAACAGCGAUAUAAACAUAAAAACUUAUGUUACAGGAAUCAAGCAAUUAAAUCUUUUGG